AUGUUUGGGAUCCAAGAUACUUUAGGAAGAGGACCAGCUCUGAAAGAGAAAUCGCUGGGCGCCGAGAUGGAUUCGGUCAGGUCCUGGGUCCGGAAUGUCGGCGUGGUGGACGCCAAUGUCGCUGCGCAGAGCGGAGUAGCCCUGUCCCGGGCCCACUUUGAGAAGCAGCCUCCUUCCAACUUGAGGAAAUCCAACUUCUUUCACUUCGUCCUGGCGCUCUACGACAGGCAGGGGCAGCCGGUGGAGAUAGAGCGCACUGCCUUCGUAGACUUCGUGGAGAACGACAAAGAACAAGGCAACGAGAAGACCAACAACGGCACCCACUACAAGUUACAGCUCCUCUACAGCAACGGUGUCCGCACGGAGCAGGACCUGUACGUAAGGCUCAUCGACUCGGUCACCAAGCAGCCCAUAGCUUACGAGGGACAAAAUAAGAAUCCGGAAAUGUGCCGAGUUCUCCUGACACACGAAGUGAUGUGCAGUCGAUGUUGCGAAAAGAAAAGUUGUGGCAACCGAAAUGAGACUCCUUCAGACCCUGUCAUCAUCGACAGAUUCUUUUUAAAAUUUUUCCUCAAGUGCAAUCAGAAUUGUUUGAAAACAGCAGGAAACCCAAGGGACAUGAGAAGGUUUCAGGUCGUUUUGUCAACAACGGUGAACGUGGAUGGACACGUGCUGGCUGUUUCCGACAACAUGUUUGUUCAUAACAACUCAAAGCACGGGCGGAGAGCAAGAAGGCUGGACCCAUCGGAAGGUAGUCCUAUCUUCUUAGCUACUCCAUGCAUCAAAGCCAUUAGCCCGAGUGAAGGCUGGACCACUGGAGGAGCCAUGGUCAUCAUCAUUGGGGACAACUUCUUUGAUGGCCUCCAAGUGGUGUUUGGGACUAUGCUUGUAUGGAGUGAGCUAAUAACUCCUCAUGCCAUCAGAGUGCAGACUCCUCCUCGGCACAUUCCUGGAGUAGUAGAAGUGACAUUAUCUUAUAAAUCCAAACAGUUCUGCAAAGGAGCUCCAGGGAGGUUCAUUUACACAGCAUUAAAUGAACCCACCAUAGACUAUGGCUUUCAGAGACUGCAGAAAGUCAUCCCAAGGCAUCCUGGAGAUCCUGAGAGAUUAGCUAAGGAAAUGCUGUUGAAAAGAGCUGCAGAUCUGGUGGAGGCGCUCUACGGGACGCCACACAAUAACCAGGACAUCAUUUUGAAGCGUGCCGCAGACAUCGCUGAAGCCCUGUACAGUGUCCCCAGGAAUCCCAGCCAGAUCCCAGCUCUCUCCAGCUCUCCGGCUCACAGUGGCAUGAUGGGCAUCAAUUCCUACGGCAGCCAGCUUGGGGUCAGCAUCUCAGAGUCAACACAGGGAAACAAUCAAGGAUACAUCCGCAACACAAGCAGCAUCUCUCCGCGGGGCUACUCUUCCAGCUCUACGCCUCAGCAGUCCAACUACAGCACCUCCAGUAACAGUAUGAACGGCUACAGCAACGUCCCCAUGGCCAACCUGGGUGUCCCAGGAUCUCCAGGAUUUCUAAACGGCUCCCCCACAGGCUCCCCUUAUGGAAUCAUGUCAUCCAGUCCCACUGUUGGAUCUUCCAGCACGUCCUCCAUCCUCCCAUUUUCCUCUUCAGUUUUUCCUGCUGUCAAACAGAAGAGUGCCUUCGCCCCUGUCAUCAGGCCCCAAGGCUCCCCUUCACCUGCUUGCUCCAGUGGCAACGGAAAUGGAUUCAGAGCCAUGACCGGACUUGUCGUGCCCCCAAUGUAA
Messenger RNA from Mesoplodon densirostris (Blainville's beaked whale), 1746 nucleotides. It is a transcript of the gene EBF2, whose product is annotated as EBF transcription factor 2. Gene Ontology annotation, molecular function: DNA-binding transcription factor activity, RNA polymerase II-specific; RNA polymerase II cis-regulatory region sequence-specific DNA binding. The transcript has 16 exons. The coding region runs from base 1 to 1746 and encodes 581 amino acids. Gene Ontology annotation, biological process: regulation of transcription by RNA polymerase II. The record is from RefSeq and is a predicted model, not a curated record. Lineage: Eukaryota; Metazoa; Chordata; Mammalia; Artiodactyla; Ziphiidae.